UUACUCCCCACUCUCCUCCUUCCUUUCUACUUCUAGUUCUCGAGUCGCCUCUGAAGCUAGCCCGGAGAACCAGAGCCAUUGUCUCCGGCUUGAUUCUCACCACGGAGAGGGAGAAAUAAAAAACAAAAACGAAAACAGAAUUCGAAAAACAUGAGGUGAGCAGUUACGCAUAGGAAUACGAAACAGAGUAAGAGGCAAAGAAGAAGAAGAAGAAGAAGGAAAUGCGAGGGCAUAGUCGGUCAGCAAAGCUUCACUCGCGCCGAAUCCACUUCUGGGUCUUAAGGAUCUCCCUCUUUCAAGGUAUCCUAGCUCAAUCCCUUGAAUUGGGUUUUUUUUUGCUUUGGUUUUCAGAUUCCCAUUUAGACAGGUUUUGAUUAAGGUCGAUCUGAACGCCGGGCGGCGGAGAAUGGGUAAGAAAAGCGGCGGCGGCGGCGGUGGAUGGUUCUAUUCCGUCAAGAAAGUCUUCAAAUCUUCAUCCAAUAAGGAUUCGCCCCAGAAAAAGCAAGAGGCGCCAGAGGUAGUCUCGUUCGAGCAUUUCCCUGCGGCAGAGAGCUCCCCUGAUCAUGUCACGAACGAGGACGACACCACCACCGGCGGCACGACGACCCCUGUCUCCGGGGACAGGAACCACGCCAUUGCAGUCGCUGCGGCCACAGCUGCUGCGGCGGAAGCCGCCGUUGCAGCUGCUCAGGCCGCAGCGAAAGUCAUCCGGCUCGCCGGGUACGGCCGUCAGUCCAGAGAAGACCGAGCCGCUACCCUCAUUCAAUCCCACUACAGAGGCUACCUUGCUAGGCGUGCGUUGCGGGCAUUGAAGGGAUUGGUGAGGCUGCAAGCCCUGGUGAGAGGGCACAACGUGAGGAAGCAGGCGCAGAUGACGAUGAGGUGCAUGCAAGCCCUGGUGCGAGUUCAGGCGAGGGUUCGAGCCCGACGGAUGCACCUGACUCGCGAGAAGCUGUACUCGAAGGAGCGACGGGAUGAGGAGGAGGAGGAGGAGGAUGAUCGUGGGCGCGGAAUGUCGUCGUUUCAAGAUCACUUGAUGAAUUCGAGGAGUCCGUUGAAGAAGAGCUGCGUGGUGGAGAGCUGGGAUAACCGGCGCCAGACCUUUGAUAAGAUGAAGGAGAAUGCUGUGAGGAAACACGAAGCUGUCGUUCGGAGGGAGAGGGCCCUUGCUUAUGCAUAUUCCUAUCAGCAGCAGCAGCAGCAGCAACCGCAGCCCGGCCCAAACGGAAUGGAUCUUGGCCUGUACAGCGAAGAGCAAGCAAAAGCCCAGUGGGGCUGGAACUGGCUAGAACGCUGGAUGUCUUCCCAACCAUACCACGGCGGUCGAUUCGGCCCAACCGACAACUCCUACAUGACGUUGACCACCACAACCACCACCACCACGACCGACGACUUAUCAGAGAAGACGGUGGAGAUGGACGUCGCCACGCCGACCACGGCCGCCGGCAGCGGGAUCGGCAACAUAAGCAUAGGCGUCAUGGACUCAGCAGGCGGCAGCCACUUGUACUCGGCCCGGCCCAGAAGACAGCAGGCCCCACCCACGCCCAACCACGUGCCCAGCUACAUGGCUCCGACCCAGUCCGCUAAGGCCAAGGCCCGUGCCAAUAUGGGCCCGGUGAAGCAGGUGAGCCCAUACACCCCGCAGUGGAACUCGUCGACGAAGAGAGGGCAUGUCGUCGGGUCGUCGUCGUCAGUUUGCGACUCUUCUAGCUCCGGCGGUGGCACGGCGAUCUACCAUGUGGCCAAUAGCCCGAAGACGAGCGCGGCGUUGCGGUUCCUCUCGAGGCGGCUGCCGGCUGGGUACAGCUCGGAUUCGAGCGCCGGCGGCGACGAGUGGAGGCUGCCGGUGGGGAUUGAUGGCCACGGUUGGAGCCUGGAGGCAUGAUUUUGGGUGAUGAAUGAAGAUGACACAUGCAUACAUACAAAUAUGAAAUAUGUGUGUGUAUUGGGUUUGAUUUAAUUUAAAUGUUGUUUUUAUUAACGUUUAUUUUGGCUUAGUGAUAUCAUUAAGCCACCAGAAGGGCUAUGUAAUGAAACAUUUGGUGUUUUAAUUUUUUUAUUUAAUUGUAAUGGUUACUAUAAUGUGUAUUAUGGGGGAAAAAGGGAAAGUGGGCUUGUAAUUA
This is a messenger RNA of Linum tenue, 2123 nucleotides long. The record is from the annotation of a GenBank genome assembly. Lineage: Eukaryota; Viridiplantae; Streptophyta; Magnoliopsida; Malpighiales; Linaceae.